AUAAUGCUGUAGAUCCCGAUGUAUCUGCCAGGACGGUCUUCAUAGAUGUUGAGGAGGUCAAGAAUAAACCUUGUUUGACCUUUACGGAUGAUGGGUGUGGGAUGACGCCUCACAAACUCCACCGAAUGCUCAGCUUUGGCUUUACAGAUAAAGUAAUAAAGAAGAGCCAGUGUCCCAUCGGGGUCUUUGGUAAUGGUUUCAAGUCGGGUUCCAUGCGGCUAGGAAAAGAUGCUCUUGUCUUCACCAAGAAUGGGUGUACUCUCACAGUUGGACUUCUGUCACAGAGCUACCUGGAGUGUAUCCAGGCGCAGGCAGUUAUUGUACCAGUUGCCCCAUUCAGCCAGCAAAGCAAAAAAAUGAUUGUUACUGAAGAUUCUUUGCCCAGCCUAGAAGCCAUCUUGAACUAUUCAAUUUUCAACAGUGAAAAAGACCUGCUAUCUCAGUUCGAUGCCAUCCCAGGCAAAAAAGGCACACGUGUUCUCAUUUGGAAUGUCCGGAGAAACAAAGAUGGAAAAUCUGAGCUGGACUUUGAUACAGAUCAAUAUGAUAUCCUGGUAUCAGACUUUGGUGCUGAAGAAAAAGAGAUUGGUGGUGUUACCUCUGAGUUGCCAGAAACAGAGUAUUCCUUACGGGCGUUUUGUAGUAUUCUGUAUAUGAAGCCCCGGAUGAAGAUUUUUCUGCGGCAAAAGAAGGUGACUACCCAGAUGAUUGCUAAGAGCCUUGCCGAUGUGGAGCAUGAUGUAUAUAAGUCUCCCUUCACAAAUAAGCAGGUGAAAAUCACGUUUGGAUUCUCUUGCAAGUAUCAUAACCAGUUUGGAGUAAUGAUGUAUCAUAACAACCGCCUUAUUAAGGCCUUUGAGAAGGUGGGCUGCCAGUUAAAGCCAACUUGUGGAGAAGGUGUGGGAGUAAUUGGAGUCGUUGAGUGCAAUUUCCUAAAACCUGCCUACAACAAACAAGACUUUGAGUACACCAAGGAAUACCGGUCGAUAAUAAAUGCUCUUACCCAGAAGCUCAAUGCCUAUUGGAAGGAAAAAACAUCUCAAGAGAAUUUUGACACCAUACUUACAUCCAGGAAGAUUCCUGACCAGACAUGGGUACAGUGCGAUGAAUGUCUUAAGUGGAGGAAACUUCCUGGAAAGGUGGAUCCAUGCACAUUACCUGCAAGAUGGUUUUGUUACUAUAAUCCCCAUCCAAAAUACAGGAGAUGCUCUGUUCCGGAAGAACAAGAACGCAUUGAUGAAGACUUAUACCUGAGCAAGGCUAAGCAACAAGAAGAAACUGUUGAGAAGAAGCAGAAGGCUGUGGAAAGUGACAAGCACCAGGUCCUCAGUAAUCCAACAAAGAGUCCUGCUACACAAGAUAUGGCUGAACUAAAUGACAAGACAAUUGGAUAUGAGCAAAUCAAUACCCCUAAUUUGCUUCCAUCUGUUAGAGAAGAAAACAAAUCACCUCUUCAACUUAAGUCUCUGGAUUCCAGUGUUUUUCAGUUUUCCAGUAAGUACAAGUUGAUCCUGGGUGAUGAGCCUGUGGAGAAACGAAGGAGAUUCCAAACUGACAUGACACCGUCUCCUAUAGACUAUUCCAUCUCCAGUCCUUACAGGAGGGUAGACGCAGCUGUUGCCUACCCAGAUGGAGAAAACAGCCAUGAUAAAUCCAGUUCUGAGCGAAGUACACCACCAUACCUCUUACCAGAAUACCCAGAAGCAAACAAGAAUACAGGACAGAACAGGGAAGCUCCAGCACUUUGUCCAGGGUCCCAGGACCAAGACCAGGAAUCCCUGCUUCCUGAAGAAUUAGAAGAUCAGAUGCCAAGAUUGGUAGCAGAAGAAUCUAACAGAAGUAUCGAAAACAUAAACAAAGAAGUGAAUAAAGGGCCUUUUGUGGCUGUAGUCGGUGUUGCAAAGGGACUUACAGAUUCAGGAGCUCCCAUCCAGCUGAUCCCUUUCAACAGGGAGGAGUUUGUAGGGAGAAGAAAGGCAGCAGAAUCAUGGAACCCAAAUCCUUAUUCUGUGGCCCCUGCCACAGCCACUCCAGGGAAAGGAAAGGGCUGCCAGGAGAGCGGAGGUCGUAACAUGCCAAAGAUAAAGAAUCAGAAAGAACUGGAAGAAUUGAAGAGAACCACGGAAAAACUGGAACGUGUUUUGGCUGAAAGGAAUUUGUUCCAGCAAAAGGUGGAGGAGCUGGAACAGGAGAAGAACCAUUGGCAUUCUGAAUUUAAGAAAGCUCAGCAUGAGUUGGUGACCUAUAGUACCCAGGAGACAGAAGGCUUAUACUGGAGCAAGAAGCACAUGGGUUAUCGCCAAGCUGAAUUCCAGAUUCUAAAAGCCGAGCUAGAAAGAACCAAAGAGGAGAAGCAAGAACUGAAAGAGAAACUUAAAGAGACAGAGACACACCUGGAAGUACUGCAGAAGGCCCAGGCCUCCUACCGGAACGCAGAGGGAGAUGACCUAGAAAGUCCUCGCUUUCUUUUCUCUUCUCUGCCUGUGUUCUGUAUGCCCUCCCCUAUCUACUCUCUGCUGCUUUUUCCCCUUUUCCCUUCUGAUCCAUCCCCAGCCUCUUUCUUUCUCUCACCUGUAUGCCUUAUAUCGAGAAUCCUUGAAUAAGUUCUGGUUCUUAAUCAGUGUGCUGCACAUUCAGUGUGGGUAUGGAGAAAGAGGCCCUUUAAAUAGCCUUUGAAGAGGCCAGGAAAGCAAUGGUCACCAAGUUAGAUGACCCGAAAGCUUUAAUUUUCGUGAUCUAGAUAGUUGGCCUAUUUCAUGUUCUGAUGGUAGUUCAUAUUCAUUUAGGUUAAAUCUGUCAGCAAGUGUUGGGUCCAAUGUACCUGGUGGGAUAAAUGAUGCUUGUAGCCCAGCCAAGGUGCUGACAAGAAGUCAGAAGCACAAGUGACAGCAAGUUAACUGACUAUACAAAGAAGUGUAUGGUGUGUAUGAGUGGUAUAAACAUGACGUAGAAGAUAAAGGAGAGCAAUUUAAAGGAAGGCAGUACACCCUAAGUGGGACUAAAUGGAGCUUUAAAGAGUGAACAUGACAACACUCUCAGAGAUGGUUGUUGAAGUGGUAGGAUUAUGGUCGAUAGUUUUUCUUCUUCCUAUCUUCUUGCCCUUUUCAAAUUUUCUAUAACAGUCUUGUUAUUCUUCUUACAUCGGAAAAUAAAUUGUUUUGAAAGCUAACAAGUAGGCUUGAAUUUGGGUGUCAAAUGAGACAUUUAUGAAAGUAUAAAGUCAUUUUACAUUUAUAGCUUAAGUUGAGUUUAACAUUGCCUCUGGAGAGACAGUGUAAGCAAAUGUGCAAAAAAUCCAGAAUGUGAAAAAUGUGUUUGGUAAGAGUGACAGGUUAGUGUAAAAGGAACCCACCAACCAACUCACUAAUUCGCCAUGGUGUUUUUAUUUUAAUAACAGAUACGUGAAAAUAAAUAUAUAAGGAUCAAAGUUUGUAUGUAUCACCAUAUUGUUAAAUUUCAGGUAUUGGGGAAAUAUUUUAGAUUAGAAAUAUUUACUUGCUGUCCCUUGCAGUACAAACUUUCUAGGCUUUACAGAGUGAGAGGAAGACCUCAGAGUACAGAAAUAGUACAUCUUAUACUUAUGUAAAGAAGGUGUUUUAUGAAUCCAUUGCUUUAUUAUUUUUCUGUAGCUAUAGUUGAAGGUAUUCCUGAAACGUCAUUGUACAGUGAAAUAUAUAUAUAUAUAUAUAUGUACAUAUAUAUGCAUACACACACCUACCUAUGUAUAUGUGUGUCUCAGCAUUGAGAACUAGGAAAUAGAGGAUAGGAAUAAUAAACAGAAGGGGAAUCCACCAGCAGUAAAAGGAUUCUCUAGUACAGACAAAACAUUUUGGAUAAUCGUUCUGUUUUCCUCAGUAUGUUUACUUCAGACUGUCCCAGGGAUACUUUACCUCCUUUGAAGGGAGGCCCAUCAUAAAUAGAUAUCCCUGUGAGUCUGAAGAAUAUGGAGAGGCCAUAGCCAGGCUUCACCAUUAGAAUAGUACUUAAUCACACCCCUGCUCCUACCACUCUACCUCAUCCCAGCUCUAGCAUACUGCAUCAUUAACUUCCAUGUUCGCCAUUUGCAUCAGUCUAUCCAAGGCCUCGGUUGUCUAAAUGGGAUUAUUAACAAGGGAAGGAUAACGCAUGUGAUUAUGUUCUGUGAUACUUGUUUGUCAGACAGGGACUGGGAGGGGUGGGAUUUUGCAUAGAUAAGAAUAAUAUGAAUAGGAGAGGAGGGAUUUUAGUGAAUGGAAAGUUUAAUCUGUGUAGCUGUUUGUUGGAUGAGUGGGGGAAGGCAGAUAAUGGAGCUCAAAAGGGGAAGAAAGAUUGAAAACUUAACUCAUCUUUACCGGUGUUUCCUGUCUGCACAAACUCCCUGGUUCAUGUCCUGUCAGCCUGUGGUUUUGAACCCACCCUGCUUCUUCCAGCAACACUCACCUGUGUUAGUCUAUCCGCUCCAGUAAUGGAGCUAUUACUUUGUUACCUAUUUACCCUGACAUCAUACAAAUGUCCCACCAGAACCCCUGGCUAUGUAUACUUGGUUUCAGCAGCCUUUUAUCAUUUGCACUUCUCUGGCUCACUUGGUUUCCUACUGGAAGCAUGUCAAGCUGUCAACUAACUUCAGAGGCUACACUAGUACUCUGCCCUCUGAAACAUUCUUUAACCUUACCACAAUAAAAGGAUUCUCUAGUUCCAUACAUAAUGCUUUGAAAGGUGACCCAUCAUCGAUAAAUACUCAUGUGAGUCUUGAAUUUGUGUUAAAUAGUACUGUGGAAAGACUGGAGUGUUGCCCAUCCUUACCAGAAGCCAUGCUCUAGCAUGAAAACAGGUACUACCAAUAAAGAAAACAAAGAGUCCUCCCACUGGCUUUCCUCUGAGAUUAACAUGAAUCUUGCAAAUGUUUCCCUUUAACGUGCCACAGUUAGCAUGUAGGUACUUGUCAUGGCAUUCCUUGAAGAUUGAAAUUGAUUAAUUGGCCUCCCUCUUCUCCUAUUCUCAUUACUCAAUGCGCACUUCUUAAUAUCACCCAAUAGCUCUAGACAACUUCAUCAGGUAAUGUCUCUGCUCACAGAUUUGCUAUUACCCUCUUAUGGCCACAAAAUGUUACUCAAAUUCUUUAGCAUGAUCCUCAAGCCCUGUGUUGUGUGGUGUACCUUCUGCUAUACAUUCAUCUUCCAGCAAGCCAAACACAAGCUUCUACUCCACCCACAAUGAGCUCCUUUUCAAUUUCUGAAUGCACCUUAAGAUUUUUGGCCUCUGCCUUUGCUAGUCCACUUCUGGAAUGUUCUCCUUAAUCAUCUUUCCUUUGGUUCAAAUGCCAACUUAUUUCUGAAAAUUCCUCUAACCUGGGAAGGCAUGAAAUUUUUCUUUGAACAUUUAAGCCUUGUGUCAUUUAUAAGACUUGUGUCAGAAACUUUCUGAUCCUGCUUUCCCUAUUAGAAAGCUCCAGAUUGAUAUUCAACUGCCUACUUAACAUUUACACUUAUAUGUCUCGCAGACGUUUCAAGUAAAUCAUGCUAAAAAUAAGCAGCAACAUACCCCAGGAUUUUUCCUCCCCCACAGUUUUCUUCAUGUUAGAAAAUGGCACUUCCUGCCACCCAGUUGCUUAAGCUAGAAACCUGGAAGUCAUCCUUAAUUCCUCAUCUCGUUCCCUACAUCCAGUCUGUCUGUUGUUUCUAUUUCCAAAGCAUAAUCUUGACUCUACUAGCUUUUACCACAACCUUAGUCUAAACUCACAUCGUUCCUUUGCUUGGAUCACAAUGAGACCUUGGAUCCUCUCUUGUGCUCACAAUUGUCUUAUCACUAGAUGUAGUGUUUUUAAAAAAUAAAAUACAAGUCAAAUCAUGUGACUCUGCUUAAAGGCAAUAACCCACUUUCAUUUCAUUUAGAGUAAAACUUAGCCCUGUUACAAUGUCCUACAAGACCCCUGCCUACCUCUUAAUUUGUCUCAGUGAUCUUUCAUCAUUUACCACUUCACAUAAGCACCCCCAUGUACACUUGGCUUCUGGCUGAAACAUAUCAAGCUCCCACUUAAGCUCAGAGCCCUCACCUAGAUUGUGCCUUCUCCCAUUCUGUCUUGCUAGAACGCUGUGUUUCCAGUCUUGGCAUGGUUCACUCUUCUGGCUUCUCUCUUCCUCCUAGAUAAGCCUUGUGUUUUUCUCUAUUUCUAUCAUAUUAGCUUCCCACAGUUUCCUUGUUUUGUUUCUAGUUCAUUACAAGGUUAUAUACCUGCGUAUUUUCAUUCAUUCAACAAAUAUUCAUUGGGCACCUACUAUGUGCUGAGUGAUACCCAGUGGUGAAUAUAACACACAUUGUUCUUAUAUAGCUGUUUUAAUAAGUUCAUUAAGGUCAUGCUUGGUUUGCUAACCGCUGUAUCCUACUGCUUAUCAUAGUACCUGGGAUAUAGUAAAUAAGCAAUAAAUGAUUCUUAAUGGUUUAAUGA
This is a messenger RNA of Cricetulus griseus (Chinese hamster), 6424 nucleotides long. The record is from RefSeq and is a predicted model, not a curated record. Lineage: Eukaryota; Metazoa; Chordata; Mammalia; Rodentia; Cricetidae.